Molecule: messenger RNA, 963 nt
Organism: Periophthalmus magnuspinnatus
Lineage: Eukaryota; Metazoa; Chordata; Actinopteri; Gobiiformes; Gobiidae
Product: olfactory receptor 2AT4-like
Exons: 1
Coding region: 1-963 (320 amino acids)
Biological process (GO): G protein-coupled receptor signaling pathway
Cellular component (GO): membrane
Molecular function (GO): olfactory receptor activity; G protein-coupled receptor activity
Source: RefSeq, a predicted model, not a curated record
AUGCAGUACAAUAAUGGCACCAGGAUAAACCACUUCUUCAUCACUGGAUUCCCUGGACUCUCUGCUCAGUACUAUGCACCUGUAUCACUGCUGCUUUUUAUCACCUUCUUGGCUAUAGCUUUUGGCAACAUUUUAAUUCUAGUACUUGUAAAAUGUGAACGUUCUCUUCAUAAACCAACUUACUUAAUAUUCUGUCAUCUUGCAUCGACUGAUUUAGCAUUUGGAAUUGUGAUACUCCCCAAAAUUAUUUCCAAAUACUGGUUUGACGAUAGCUUGAUAGAAUUUAACAGCUGUUUUGUCCAAAUGUUUUUUGUGCAUUUUUUAGCAUCAGUUCACUCAUUUAUUCUAAUGAUCAUGGCAUUAGAUCGAUUUUUAGCUAUUUCCUUUCCUCUGCACUACCCUAGUGCUUUUACAAACACUACUGCAUCUGUUUUAUGUGGAGUGUCUUGGUUUCUUGCAUUGUCUUGCAUGAUUUUUAUAGUCAUUGAUGCUCUUACGUUGCCGUAUUGCAACUCAAAUGUUAUUGUCCAGUGUUACUGUGACCACUACACAAUCACUACAUUGAGCUGUGACCCAAGGCCGGAUGUACAAGCCUUUGCUACUGGUAGCGCCAUGUUUGUCUUGUUAGUGCCACUGACUUUCAUUAUCGCUUCCUAUUUUUCUAUCAUUGUGGUUGUAGUGAGGAUUUCAAGCCAUGAGAGCCGCAUGAAGACUUUUUCAACAUGCACUCCACAGCUGCUCAUCACAUUACUGUAUUACACACCCAGGUGUUUUGUGUACCUGGCAGCUUAUGUAGGCUUUGGGUUAAGCCUUCCAAAUCGUAUUGUUGUGGUCAUGCUCUAUAGUGUGAUUCCUGCAGAAGUAAAUCCGUUGAUAUACUGCUUUAAAACAAAAGAUAUCAAAGAAUGCUUGAGUAAAAGAUAUAAGAUGGCAAAAGUUUAUGUGGGUAUAACUGAACAAUAA